Messenger RNA from Penicillium cinerascens, 279 nucleotides. RefSeq lists its product as uncharacterized. NCBI's taxonomy places the organism in Eukaryota, Fungi, Ascomycota, Eurotiomycetes, Eurotiales, Aspergillaceae. The transcript has a single exon. The record is from RefSeq and is a predicted model, not a curated record. The coding region runs from base 1 to 279 and encodes 92 amino acids.
AUGCGCCACAAGACCGGAAUAUUGCCGGAUCAGAUUGUGAGCGAGUCGCCGGAUCUUGACCGCAAAUGCCAGUGCUCUGGUAACUCCUUGCCGAUGAUCGAUGAAGAUGACAACAACGAGGAUAGCUGGGAUUGUCAGACGCCAAAGUCACGCGUGCCCUGGGUCAGGCGCGGGACCACCCGACCGCGUCCCAAGGUUCUCACUUCUGCCCGACUUCGGUUUCAUGUUUUCACCCUUGGGAGUAUAAGGGACAAAGCCCAAUUCCAAGCUGAGUGUUGA